AUGUCGUGUGAUGUCGGGGACAAGAAAGGGGAAAAUCGUCGCCUUAGUUCAAAGUCGAGGAAAUUAAAUGUCCCGAAAAAGAAAAAAUCUUUCCUAAUUUUGUCCGCGGCAGUGCUGUUAACUGUGAAGUUACUAAAUUUAGAAAAGAAUUAUUCCCGACACGACAGCAAUUUUUCACUUUAUGGCAUCGCGUUAAUCUUUUGGAAAACUAUAUAUUCUCCCUUCCUCCCCCUAGAAAAAAAUUCUCAUUAUCAAAUAAUAAAUUCAAAAAUGCAAUUCAAAUCUGUCUUAGUCGCUUUAACUGCUAUCACCGCUGUCUCAGCUGCCAAUGCCUCAAACGGUACCAACGGUUCAAAUGGUUCCGGUGAUGAUGACUCUGGUGCUGCUUUAGUCUCAACCGGUUUAUUAGGUGCUGGUAUUGCUGGUGCUGUUGCUUUAUUAUUAUAA
Messenger RNA from Yamadazyma jaroonii, 447 nucleotides. NCBI's taxonomy places the organism in Eukaryota, Fungi, Ascomycota, Pichiomycetes, Serinales, Debaryomycetaceae. The record is from the annotation of a GenBank genome assembly.